UUUGUCCUCUCAGUCAGUUGACAGCUGGAAGGCGGUGGAGCUUCGCGAUACAGCAAACUUUCGAUUUUUUGUGUUUUGCUUUGACGUUUUACGCGCCAACUGCUGGAACGUCCUGUUCGUGAUUGCGCGCGGUGGGCAUUCCCCUCUUCACUUAUUCGUCUCUCUUUUUUUUUUUCCAUUCGAACAGCAUCGUUCUUCAUAAAGCACCUAUGACAGUACGUAAGUGGAAGUAAGUGAAGAACUGUCGCCGGUUCCUGAUACAAGGGUGAAAAGAUCACAAACCAUCUCAGAGGACAACAACCUUUUGGAAGAAAAGAAUAUUGCAUUUUUAAUGCGUGUGCUUAAAAUAAUCUUUAAGAUAACUUCGUUUGUACAUCCUCUAGAGUAUAAAAAUGACUUUUUAACUCAUCUAUACAAGACAAAUAGCAGCAUUUGUCUGAUUUAAGGGAAACAACGGUGUAAUAUUUCAACAAUGCCAACUUGGCUUGAUACAGAAACUUGGUUUGGUGGACUUCUAACCAGGCAGAAGAAACAUGGCUCUCUAUCCCUAAGCGAUCAUCAGUUGUGCCUUUAUUUCUUCAUGACACGUGGAUGGAUUUAGACAUUGUUCCGCUGCAGUCGCCAUCCAUUUCCUACUUAUAUCAGUGACAUUCUAGGUCUCGGAGAAUGAUAUGUCCAAGAAAGAAGAGGCCCAUCAAAGAUGAGGAUUUCUCUGCCAUCGUGGUGCCCUCCAUGAAGGGUCAUGGUUACUUGGAUUACACAGUUGAAAGUCAUCCCUAUAGAGCCAUGCAGAUCAUGGAUGAGCUUCGUCAUCAUGAGUUGCUCUGUGAUCUGGUUCUACAUGUAACUUACAAAGACAAGAUAGUGGAUUUUAAGGUGCAUAAACUGGUGCUGGCUGCCUGCAGUCCUUACUUCAAAGCCAUGUUCACCAGUAACUUCAAGGAAUGCCAUGCCUCGGAGGUCACCCUGCGAGACGUGUGCCCUCAGGUCAUCAGCCGCCUUAUUGACUUUGCCUACACCUCCCGUAUAACAGUGGGCGAGAAGUGCGUUCUUCACGUCCUCUUGACUGCGAUGCGCUAUCAGAUGGAAGAGGUGGCCAAAGCGUGCUGCGAUUUCCUCACCAAGAAUCUGGAGCCAUCAAAUGUCAUAGGCAUCUCGAGAUUUGCAGAGGAGAUCGGCUGCACUGAUCUGCACCUUCGCACACGAGAGUAUAUCAACACUCACUUCAACGAGGUAACCAAAGAGGAAGAGUUCUUCAGUUUGUCCCAUUGCCAGCUGCUGGAGCUGAUCAGUCAGGACAGUCUUAAGGUGCUCUGCGAGUCCGAGGUCUACAAGGCAUGCAUCGACUGGGUUCGCUGGGAUGCGGAAAGCCGAGCGCAGUACUUCCAUGCCCUCCUCAAUGCAGUCCACAUCUAUGCUCUGCCACCCACAUUCCUCAAAAGACAACUGCAGUCCUGUCCCAUCCUCAGCAAGGCCAACUCCUGCAAGGACUUCUUGUCCAAGAUUUUUCAGGACAUGGCUCUUCGAAAACCCCUGCCUCCCCCUCCUCAUCGUGGGACGCAGCUCAUCUACAUAGCAGGAGGUUACAAGCAACACUCUCUGGACUCUCUGGAAGCCUUUGACCCACGGAAGAAUGUCUGGAUAAGGCUAGCUGACAUGGGAUCUCCUUGUAGCGGGCUCGGGGCGUGUGUGUUGUUUGGGCUCCUUUAUACGGUCGGGGGACGCAAUCUCUCUCUGCAGAACAACACAGAGUCUGGAUCUUUGUUCUGCUACAACCCCAUGACUAACCAGUGGACCCAGCUGGCUCCGCUCAACACGCCCAGAAACCGAGUGGGUGUCGGGGUCAUUGACGGCAGCAUUUAUGCCGUAGGGGGUUCACAUGCCUCUACACAUCACAACAGCGUUGAGAGGUAUGACCCAGAGACAAACCGCUGGACAUUUGUGGCCCCUAUGUCAGUGGCGCGGCUGGGGUCCGGUGUCGUUGCGUGCGGGGGAAGUCUGUAUGUGGUUGGAGGAUUCGACGGGGACAACCGAUGGAACACGGUUGAGCGCUAUCAACCAGACACGAACACCUGGCAGCAUGUGGCACCUAUGAACACAGUUCGGAGCGGUCUCGGGGUGGUGUGUAUGGAUAACUACCUCUAUGCAGUUGGUGGCUAUGAUGGUCAAACCCAGCUCAAAACAAUGGAGAGAUAUAACAUCACUCGAGACGUGUGGGAACCCAUGGCCUCUAUGAAUCACUGCCGCAGUGCACAUGGAGUCACGGUCUACCAGUGCAAGAUUUAUGUGUUAGGUGGAUUCAAUCAAGGGGGUUUCUUGUCCAGCGUGGAGUGCUACUGUCCAGGCAAUAAUGCGUGGACGUAUGUAACAGAUAUGCCCGUUGGGCGCAGUGGAAUGGGUGUUGCUGUAACCAUGGAACCCUGUCCUGGAAUCCUGCCAGAGGAAGAGGAGGAUGAGGAGGAGAUGUAAUGUAGAAGUUUGACCUGUGAACUUGUGCCAUUUUGGAGUCAGCACUUGUUGAAUUUCCUUCAAACUUCUUAAUGCAUGUGAUGCCAAUAAGGACAUUUGUGUGUAAUUUAGGUUCAUUUGAAAGGUUCUUUGAUAGAUCUUCCUUCACUACAAAGUGUGUGUGAUUUAAAGAGAAACAUUGCUAAUCACUGAACUAAUGAACCCGAUCACUUUAUAAGGACUAAAUGAAUAUCCUGUGACUGAGACACACACAAUCAUUUUGUUGAACUGUUAAAUACGUAAUUUUGUGAGCUAGUUCUAUAAUACUUUUCAUGCCUGUAAAUGCACUGUUUAAUGUGCACACCUGAUAAAACACUGAAAUCUUAUGAAAGUUUGGGUUUCGUUUCUGACAACUUUAGGAUCUCUGCUGUCAGGAGUGUUUGGGGUAACUUUUUUUUUUUUUUUUUUGAAGCCAGGAUAUAUAAUGCAUUAAAAAAGCUAUUUUAAAAGUGUUGAAAUUAACCUGUAAUGUCUUUAUAAUAAACCUUAU
Molecule: messenger RNA, 2998 nt
Organism: Onychostoma macrolepis
Lineage: Eukaryota; Metazoa; Chordata; Actinopteri; Cypriniformes; Cyprinidae
Gene: keap1a
Product: kelch-like ECH-associated protein 1a
Exons: 7
Coding region: 667-2469 (600 amino acids)
Molecular function (GO): protein binding
Source: RefSeq, a predicted model, not a curated record